UAAAAGGAAGGCUGCUGGGCUUCUGGGCUAUUUGUGUUUUGUGGUUUUAUGAGUCAGCAGUGUCACGGUAGGCUCCAAGCCUUCCGGUAGUCAGUUUUGUCAUUAUGUGGGAUUGUAAAAGGCUCUGGUUACUCUUUAUUGCUUUACUAUAUUUAAAAGAUGUAAGGGCACUUGGAGUGUGGAAUAAAAGGCCUGCACAGGAUUGGUACAGUGUUGCUGCCCAGAUCCCUCUGGCUCAGCCUAAGGAACCUGCCCCCUUACCUGAUGGAGCCCAAACUUCCACAGCCAUGAGGGAUGAAGGACUCCAGAGCCAGAACAUUGUUUCAUAUGCACAAGCCACAUCUAAUCAGGAUGUUUCAACUGCUGCUCUUCAGAACAACUAUGGGACUCCAUCAGUGACCCUGCAAUCUGGUAACACUGUCUCUUCAUCCAUGUACCAGCAAAGACCACUGGUUCCCAACACUUCCCAAACAAGUCAGUCUUGGAUGCAAAAUGCUAGCUCGUUCAGUGGUUCUCAAAGCCAAACCUCAAAUGGCUAUGGGCUCUCUCAAGGGUUUGCAAGCCAAUAUGUUGAUCAUUCAAGUGCCAUCCCUGCAUUUAUUGUGACCCAGCCAGGCUCUGCCGGUAAAGUGUUCAGUGGUUCUACUUCAAGCUUGUCCAGUGUUUCUCAAAGCCCAUCUGCCUAUUGGCAGUCACCAAGCUCACUUUUCAGUCAAUAUCUUGGUUCACAGGGACAGCAAGGAAUAAAUCAGAUGAGCUCUGCCCCAGGUUUAACUGUGAUCCAGCCAGCCUCUGACAGUGCAGUGUACAAUGAUUCUGCUACUAGUAUGCCAGCCUCCUACACUAGUUCCCAAAGCCCAUCUAUCUACUGGCAGUCACCAAGCUCCCUUUUUACUCAAUAUCUUGGUUCACAAGGCCAGCUAAAUGUAAACCAGGUGAGCUCUGCCUCAGGUUUAACCACAACCCAACAGGCUGCACCAAGUAUAGUUUCAAGUGGUUCUACUUCUAGUACUUCAAGCUCUUCCAGUGGUUCUCAAAGCCCAUCUGUCCAUUGGCAGUCACCAAGCUCUCAAAGCCAAAGCUCAACUGGCCACGGGUUAUCUCAAAGGCUUGCAAGCCGUUAUGGAGGUUUUUGGAUGUGGCCUGACCAAAACCAACUGAGCUCUGCACCUGCUUUAACAUUGACCCAGCAGGUUGCUGAGAGUGGAAUGUCAAGUAUCCCCACUACCUCUGGUAUGUCUUCCAUAGCUUAUAGUGGUUUUCAAAGCCCAUCUAUCUCUUGGCUCUCAGGAAUUUCCAAGCCUACUAGUAGUACCCCAACACAGCAAGGUAUAAACCAGCAUGGCUCUGUGCCCAGAUUAACUGUGAUCCAGCCAUCCACUGUCAUUGCAUCGUCCAAUGGUUCUACUUCUAGUACUUCAAGCUCCUACAGUUCUCCAAGCUCAACCUCCUCUGGGCAGUCACUAAGCUCACUUGGCUCACCUGGACAGCAGAGUGUAAAUCAGAUGAGCUCUGCCCCAGGUUUAACCAUGACCCAACAGUCUACUCCAAGUGUAGUUUCAAGUGAUUCUACUUCAAGCUCCUACACUGGUUCUCAAAGCCAACCUUCAACUGGCUAUGGGGUGUCCCAAUGGCUUUCCAACCAAUAUGGUAAAUUCCAAACGCAGCAAGGUAUAAAUAAGGUGAGCUCUGCCCCAGGUUUAACUGUGACCCAACAGUCCAUGACGGACGUAGCUUCAAGUGGUUCUGCUUCUAGUACUUCAAGCUCUUCCAGUGGUUCUCAAAGCCCAUCUACCUACUGGCACUCACUAAGCUCACCUUUUACUCAAUAUCUUGAAUCACAGGGACAGCAAAGUGUAAAUCAGAUGAGCUCUGCCUCAGGUUUAACUGUGGCCCAACAGUCCACUCCAAGUGUAGUUUCAAGUGGUUCUACUUCAAGCUCCUACACUGGUUCUCAAAGCCAACACUCAACUGGUUAUGGGACAUUUCAAGUGCUUGCUAGCCAACAUGGCGGUUUCCAAACACUGCAGGGUACAAAUCAGAUGAACUCUGCCCCAAGUUUAACUUUGAUUCCGCUGGCCUCUGACACUGCAGUGACCAAUGGUUCUAUUGUUGGUACUUUAAGCUCCUAUAGUGGUUCUCAAAGCCAAGGCUCAGCUGGUUAUGGGCUAUCUCAAGGGCUUCCCAGCCAACCUGGUAGACUCCAAAUGCAGCAAGGUAUAAACCAGAUAAACUCUGCCCCAGGUUUAACUACAACCCAACAGGCUACACCAAGUAUAGUUUCAAGUGGUUCUACUUCUAGUACUUCAAGCUCUUCCAGUGGUUCUCAAAGCCCAUCUAUCUACUGGCCAUCACAAAGCUCAGGAAUAAAUCAGAUGAGUUCUGCCCCAGGUUUAACUGUGAUCCAGCCAGCCUCUGACAGUGCCAUGUUCAAUGAUUCUACAGUUAGUACUUCAAGCUCCCAUGGUGGUUCUCAAAGCCAAGGCUCAACUGUCUAUGGGCUAUCUCAAGGGCUUGCCAGCCGAUAUGGUAAAUUCCAAAUGCAGCAAGGAAUAAACCAGCUGAGCUCUGCCCCAGGUUUAACUGUGACCCGACAGUCCAUGCCGAAUGUAGCUUCAAGUGGUUCUGCUUCUAGUACUUCAAGCUCUUCCAGUGGUUCUCAAAGCCCAUCUACCAACUGGCAGUCAGCAAGCUCACUUUUUACUCAAUAUCUUGGAUCACAGGGACCGCAAAGUGUAAAUCAGAUGAGCUCUAUUCCAGGUUCAACUGUGAUUCAACCAGCCUCUCCAAGUGUGGUUUCAAGUGGUUCUACUUCAAGCUCCUACACUGGUUCUCAAAGCCAACCUUCAACUGGCUAUUGGGUGUCCCAAUGGCUUGCCAACCAACAUGGUAAAAUCCAAACGCAGCAAAGUGUAAAUCAGAUGAGCUCUGUUCCAGGUUCAACUGUGACCCAACAGUCCAUGCCGAAUGUAGAUUCAAGUGGUUCUACUUCUAGUGCUUCAAGCUCCUACAUGCCUUCUCAAAGCCAAACCUCAUCUGGCUAUGGGUUGUCUCAAUGGCUUGUGAGCCGUAAUGGAAGUUUUGAAAUGUGGCCUGAACAAAACCAACUGCACUCUGCUCCUGCUUCAACAAUGACUCAGCAGGUUGUUGAGAGGGGAAUGUCAAGUGGCUCUACUACCUCUGGUAUUUCUUCCACUGGGUCUCAAAGCCCAUCUACAUCUUGGCUCUCAGGAAUUUUCAAGCCUACUCAUGGUACCCCAACACAGCAAGGCAUAAACCAGCUUGUCUCUGUGCCUGGAUUAACUGGGAUCAAGCCAGCCUCUGUGUCCAAUGGUUCUACUGUCAGUGCUUCAGGCUCCUAUGGUGUUGCUCAUAUCCAAAGCCCAUCUGCAUACUGGCAGUCACCAAGCUCACUGUCAAGUCAGUAUCUUGGCUCCCAGGGACAGCAAAGUGUAAACCAGCUGAGCUCUGCCCCAGGUUUAACUGUGACCCAACAGGCAGCACCAAGUGUAGUUUCAAGUGGUACCAGUACUUCAAGCUCCCCCAUUGGAUUUCAGAGCCAAAGUACAUCUGGCUAUUGGUCAUCUCAAGGGCUUUCUAAUCACCAUGAUGGUUUGCAGACACAAGGCACACAACCGUUGAAUCAGCAGGCCUCAAGCACAUUGACAUCCAGUGGCCCUAAUGUGAAUUCCACCACAACUUCCAAUCUUGGCAUACAAAGCAUGAAUGUUCCGAAACCUCAGGCCUUCAAUCUUUGGAUGGGUCGGUACUCCUGUAAAAGUGGCUCAUCCUCCAAUGCUUCAAUGCUUUCCUGAUUUGUUAAUGCUGUUUCCCUUUAAACCUUGCAUGCACUUGAAAUGCCUUUUGCCCUGCUGAACUCCAGUAAAGCCAAGUGUAAUUGUAUUGCUUAAUAGAAAAUGCAUUGUCUAAUAAAGAAUUCUUGCAGUA
This is a messenger RNA of Tachysurus fulvidraco (yellow catfish), 3948 nucleotides long. Its product is annotated as A-agglutinin anchorage subunit. NCBI's taxonomy places the organism in Eukaryota, Metazoa, Chordata, Actinopteri, Siluriformes, Bagridae. The transcript has 4 exons. The coding region runs from base 105 to 3815 and encodes 1236 amino acids. The record is from RefSeq and is a predicted model, not a curated record.